GGACAUGGAGCCGAAGCAAACAGCCGACGCUAGGGACUCCCCGCCGCUGCUGGUGUUCCUGGAGCCCGCUGCUGAAGAAGUGACAGCUCACACCGCUCCGCUCUCUCCCAACCCCCAGUCAGCCAGAGCUGCUCCUGGCAGCGCCGUGCGCUUCUUUUCCGAUAGCGCCCGGGAGGAAGAGGCCGGGGAGGAUGAGCCGCUGCUGAAGAAGUCUGGCCCGGUGUCCCCUCGGGCUGCGAGGAAAGGGAGGACUCGGCUUAGUUCGUCCUCGGACAGAGAGAACAUGAGCGGGGGUCACAUUGGAAAUGGGGAGUUUAAUGUCAUUUUGGAUGACUUGGAAUUUGCUGAUAUAAUUCACCGAGCAGAGCAAGCCAUAGAGAGCGGUGUGUUUCCAGAAAGAAUCUCUCAAGGAUCCAGUGGAAGUUACUUUGUUAAAGAUCCAAAAGGGAAAAUUAUUGGCGUGUUUAAACCAAAAUCAGAGGAGCCUUAUGGGCAUCUAAAUCCAAAAUGGACCAAAUAUUUUCACAAGAUUUGCUGCCCCUGCUGCUUUGGUCGUGGAUGUCUUGUUCCUAAUCAGGGGUACCUUUCUGAGGCUGGUGCCUAUCUGGUAGAUGAGAAAUUGGGAUUAGGUGUUGUUCCAAAAACCAAGGUAGUGUGGCUUGUAAGCGAAACAUUCAAUUACAGUGCAAUAGAUCGAGCAAAAUCGCGAGGCAAAAAAUAUGCUUUAGAAAAGGUGCCCAAAGUGGGUAGAAAGUUUCACCGUAUCGGACUACCUCCUAAGGUUGGUUCCUUCCAGCUCUUUGUUGAUGGCUAUAAGGAAGCUGACUACUGGCUAAGGAAAUUUGAAACAGACCCCUUACCUGAAAAUACCAGAAAGCAACUUCAGUGUCAGUUUGAGAAAUUAGUAAUACUUGAUUAUGUUAUUAGAAAUACGGACCGAGGCAAUGAUAAUUGGCUAAUUAGGUAUGACAGUCAGGAUGAAGAUGAGUUGAUGGAAAAGGGAGACGAUUUUCCUCUAAAGGAUUGGAAGGAAAUCAAGGAACCAGUAAUCAAAAUUGCUGCAAUUGACAAUGGUUUAGCUUUUCCUUUUAAACAUCCUGAUGAAUGGAGAGCGUACCCGUUCCACUGGGCUUGGCUUCCCCAAGCUAAAGUUCCUUUCAGUCAGGAAACCAGAGAUUUAAUUCUGCCACGCAUCUCUGAUAUGAAUUUCGUCCAGGACCUUUGUGAAGAUCUUUAUGAACUUUUUAAGACUGAUAAAGGAUUUGACAAGGCUACAUUUGAAAAACAGAUGUCUGUGAUGAGAGGACAGAUUCUGAAUCUGACGCAGGCAUUAAAAGAUGGCAAAACUCCUAUUCAGCUAGUACAGAUGCCUCGUGUGGUGGUGGAGCGUUCCUGCAGCGGCAGCCAAGGCAGAAUUGUGCAGAUGAGCAAUGCAUUUACACAGACUUUUCAUUGCAGAAAACCCUUCUUCUCUUCCUGGUAACAGGAGAAAUGUUAUUAUAAAGCUGCUCUUUUGCACAAGCACUGCAAUAAAGUGAAACCUGCUGUCGGUCGUCAACUGCCAAAACCCUCGGGCUGUGGUACUAAUUAGUAUUCUGAAUGUAAUUAAAAGGUUUACAGUUCAGUCCGUAUUGUAACGUCAGGGAUUCACAUAGGACUGUGUUGGCUGUACUGUAUUUUUAUAUGACUAAUUAAACUUGUACAUUUUGGAGGAAAAAAAAUGUUCAAAUGGUUGUGCUCCUUCAGGGGGUUCCUAUAUGCUGGAAUGAUAAUGCCGUAAAUAUAGCAAUGCAAAGUAGAUUUAUUUAUAAUGUAAAAAGCUGAUAUUUUGUAAUAUUAUAUUUGCCAUAUUAAAUGAUGAAAUAAAAUGUUUUUUCUCACUUU
Molecule: messenger RNA, 1884 nt
Organism: Xenopus tropicalis (tropical clawed frog)
Lineage: Eukaryota; Metazoa; Chordata; Amphibia; Anura; Pipidae
Gene: pi4k2b
Product: phosphatidylinositol 4-kinase type 2 beta
Cellular component (GO): early endosome membrane; endoplasmic reticulum membrane; Golgi membrane
Molecular function (GO): 1-phosphatidylinositol 4-kinase activity
Source: RefSeq, marked provisional